AUGGACAGAAUUGUGCAAGAGUUCAGUCCCCCCCAAGACCCGUGUCGAGCGAUUCAGGUUGCUGAAAAUCUUGAAGAUUAUCUGCUCAUACGCCCCCAGGGACCAUGGAUGAUACCUGAAACAAUUGCCUACCCGCCCUCGGGUCAAGAGACUGGCGUGUAUUGGGUGGUUGAUGUUGGUGGCUCUACGGUUCGUAUCGCAGAGGUAGACUUGGAGUCUCAAUCUACCAGCGUUGUUGUAGCCAUUGCUCUCAGUUCUGCAGCAAAGCAGGAUAUCGUUGAGUUCGUGGUCCUAAAGCUGCGCGAAUAUGGCGUGCAGGGAAACGUUGCCCUCACCUGGUCUUUCCCCCUGAUAGACGGUAUUAUACAGCCCAUGGGUAAAGGUUUCAGCAGUUUGUACGUUGGUAUGGACUUGGCGAGUGUUUUCAAUCACCAUUUGGAGAAAGCCUAUGCUGCCUGUAAGGUAGUUUCUGUGUGUACGGAUGGCGCCUCGGCACUUAUUGCUCAACGAUUUCUUGAGUCUGACUGCAAUAUUUCGCUGACUUGGGGCACCGGAAUCAACAUCAAUCUUUUUAUGGAGGGUGUGGUGGUGAACUCAGAAAUAUCCAUGCUCGGCAGAGAGCACGACAGAGACACAUUCUACCAUCUUCGUUCAGCCAACCAGUACGACGAGGUUUCGACUUUCCAGCCAUUGGAGUCUUUGGUUGGAGGGUUGUACUUGGAGAGAAUUGCUGAACGAGCUCUGGGGAAGCCGAUUGAUUUCUGGGCUGUGCUUCAUGAUCUAAACCAUGCUCACUUCAGAGUCGUCCAAGCAAUCGCUGAUAGAGCAGCUAGGAUUGUUGCAGGAGUCCUGACCGCCUUCCUCCGUCACACAGACUACUAUGUGGUUGCAUAUACUGGUGGCGUGAUAAACGAGCCAUUUAUACGGCAGACAGUCGAGUACUAUGUGCAAUCACUUGGCCAGCGCAUCGAAUUUGUUCCUCAGGUACACGGAUCAAUGUUUGGUGCUGCUGUUCUGGCCGCAAUGAAUGAAGACGCCGCAAGAAAACGUAGCGGCUGA
Wickerhamiella sorbophila is the source of this 1059-nucleotide messenger RNA. RefSeq names its product Hexokinase-1. Gene Ontology annotation, molecular function: D-glucose binding; mannokinase activity; glucokinase activity. The record is from RefSeq and is a predicted model, not a curated record. NCBI's taxonomy places the organism in Eukaryota, Fungi, Ascomycota, Dipodascomycetes, Dipodascales, Trichomonascaceae. Gene Ontology annotation, biological process: glycolytic process; intracellular glucose homeostasis; glucose 6-phosphate metabolic process. The transcript has a single exon. The coding region runs from base 1 to 1059 and encodes 352 amino acids. Gene Ontology annotation, cellular component: mitochondrion; cytosol.